AAAAAUUAGGAAGACAAAAAUAUGCGUCGAUCCAUGGACACGAAAAUAAAGAAAUGUGGUGAUGGUGAAUAAAAAAUUACAAAAAUCAAGGAAAAAACAAAUAAUUCAAUAAGAAGGAUAGAUGUCGUUUUAAGAAUAACCAAUUUGAAGUUAAUCCUAUGUGUUGGUUCAAUCUAUGUAAACCAUGAGUGCAAACAAGAAAAAACCCACGACGGCGGGUGGUGAUGCACCCGAAGGUAAAAAGAAAUAUGAUAAACAUGAUAAAGAACGGAAAGAUCUAAAGGAAAAAGGAGUCAAAUCUACGAACCUUGAUGCCCAUUCGAGAGUAAUGACCGAUAAAGAAGGUAAAAAAGUUGAAAUGUCGAAAUCAAAAAUGGCAAAAGAAGAGUCUCCUCCACCAGUUUCCGAAAUAGAAAUCACGAAGACACCAUCUCAGGUCGCUAAGGAAGAUGCGGAAUACAAAGCAAUGCUUCGGAAGCAACGCUUCAAACGUCGGUGGCCGGAGAUCACCAAAGUGAAGUUUAAAACUAAACCUUGGCAUCCACCUCCACCGCCUCAAAGACCUCCGCCGGUGAUAAUAGACCUACCUGGAUUGGCCACUCGUACCUGGGUACCGCCUUAUGCGAGGAGAAGACGGCCCAGAGCCAAGUUACCGAGGGUACCACCAGAGCAAAUAACACAACCACUGCCUUUUGCGCCUUCUAAGUUGAAGAAGAUCUGGCAUAACUUCAGCCAGGUGGACAAGAACAAGAUGAUAUUACAAGGACAUCUCGGAUGUAACUCCAAGAAGUACUCUUCAACUCAUUGUGGUGCCCAAACUGGAUGCAUAGCAGUGGCCUGCCGAGCCCUCCUAGAUGAGAAGACAGCAGCAGAGUUUGUUAAAAGUGAUGUAGAUGAACUCAUAGACGCUGGUGACAGAUAUUACAAGCAGUGCAUGAUCGCACUCAAGUGUUAUAAAGGGAAACCAGCUCUCCAAUUGAACCAGCUUCUAACUUCAUUCUACUUCCACGACACCAAGUAUACAGUCAAGUUACUGGAGAUGGACAAAGGUCUUUUGGCUAAACACCCUGAUAAUAUUCAAGCUGAUCAGGACUUUAUGGCGUUUGGAGCUGGAGCCUUCCUUCGCUACGCAGGCAUUACAUCAUUCGUCCUAGACUUUUUGUCCAACUAUGGGGAUCUGGAUGCAGCCAAGAAGGGAAACCCCAAGCCACCCAUCACACUCACCAGUGUUGAGGUUGUUCAAAAAGAACCAUUGGUUCGGGAGCCGACUUAUGACUUGGACCUUAAAGCUCUGAAGGUCCACUGUCGAAGCGAAUGGGACAGUCUGAACAUUAACGCUCUCAUUGAGAAGAAGCAAAAAGAGGGUCAGUAUCCGCUUGGAUCACUCAGUGCAGUCAGCCUGGCCACCUCGAGGGCGACACCGCGGAAGAGAGUCAGGGACUUCUAUCAAAAGAUGCCGAAAGAGCCUCCUCCGAUCUUGCCCGUGAACCCAGACAAAGCUCCUGUGAACCCCACAAACGAGCAGAUUAUGACUCUCCGAGGUGAAAACUUCUUCCUUUACUCCCCGAAACUAGAUGCACAUACCUUCGGAAGAGACGAUAUGAUACCCCUUCCGAAGUCGGAGACGAUUCUCCACAGUCCGGUGGAGAUAGCUGACCAGAAUUAUCACUCCCAAUACGUUCAACUUGAUGUUGAGAAAUGGAUCCUCAGAGGUACCAGGCACAUGGCCAGUCAUAGGUACCAAACCUUCAGGACCUACACUGGUAUAUCAUGCUGUGUAGCAGCUCUAGGUAUGUUGAGACGGUAUCGCGCCAGGGCCUGGAAUGAAGACAUGUUUGAUGAAACACUCGAUGUAGGAUUUAACUUAUUUAGGGAGUCGUUGGUGGAACGAGGUGGUCCUAUCCGAAGGUUGGUGCUUGGAGAGCUGAAGGAUACCUUCAGGAUUCGAGACCGCGAGUACAAGCAUAAGAUUCGAGGCAUCGCCGUCUGGGGCAAGUUGAUAUCAAACAAUCCAAAAGUGUUCGAUCUCUGCCGAGGAAUCGAACACUUCUUCAAGGAAUCAGACUCGGGGAUCCUGCAAGUCCCGGGAGAAUACGAGACGGCGAUCUGGUUUGAGGGUGGCAAGUAUUACUUGUAUCACCCCUGGCCUGCUGAUAGAUAUGGCACCAGGGUGGGUCUUCAAGACGGAGGCAAAGGCUGUGUGAUGUACUUCCCAAGGGUAUCUCGUCUUUGUGAACAUUUCAUGGACAAUGUCUCUAAUAUGAAGAGGAAGCCGUUCAGCAUCAGCGACGUCGCCGUCACCCAGCAGAGCGUUGAUAUGCCUGAACCUGUGAACAAGAUGAAGCCGGUGGCACCAGGUCGUUGGAUUGUCCGCGGCAGUUUCCACGAAGCAGACGCUCGGUUCCCUGAGGAACACCGCGGUAGACAGGCCACGCCUGUCUCUAUUGCUGCCCUUGCUAUGACUCAAGUCGUAGACCCAGCUGAUUGGACCUCUGAUGAUGUUGAUGAGACCCUCGUCCGAGGAGAUAUCUUAUAUCAAAGUACGAUGGAACAUCUUGAGAAGAUGGGCAUCAGCUUGGACUCGCCGAAGACCUUCGAGGAAGGCGGUGGUGAAGAGGAGGAGGUUCGGUCAGGAGAACCUUCCUCUGGCACCUUGGCUGCAGCUGAUGUCCUGAACAGGUUCAAAGUAUCGGAAUAUGAUUGUAUAGAGACUGAAGUUAUGGAUAGUGCGUUUAACGGGACUCUAAAUCCUGAUGCCGGCGCCGGAGCACCAGCUCUGAAGGACGUGCUGAAGCAGUUCUUCAAGGAGAACACUCAUGGAGUGUUCACAGCUCGAGGUGGUUCCACUGCAAUCUGGAAACAUGAUGGACACUUCUACUUCUUCGAUCCUCAUGGCUGUGAUGAGAACGGUCUACCAUCAGAAGAACCUCGUGCCACAGCCUGCCUCGUCCGUAUAAAGGGCAAGGAGACUGAACUAGCAAACGUUCUUCUAAGCAACCUGGCGCCAGGCAGCGAUGACAGUUUCAACAUAUCUCCCGUCGCCAUUACUGCAACUAAACUUAAUGCUGAGAUUGGAGCUCCGGAGACUAAACUUGAAAGCAAGGCCUUUGAAUGGAUCAAUAAAGGGACGGCCGCUAUCAUGAUGGGACCUCGAGGUGAAAACUCGGCCAUUGGCAAAGCGGCUGAAAAGGCUGGUAUCAAUUCGGAUGACAUGGCAGGACGAACUAUUGGCCUGCCUGCCGCAGCUGCCUUCGCGGCUGCCACUGAGUCCGUACCUCCGCCGCAUAUGCACCAAGAUCAUAUGUUUAACUUCCUUGACGCUGGAGCAGAUUAUUAUCUGAAUCACUUAAAGAAGACGGGACGACAAACUAUAGAGCCAGAAGAUUUGACUGAGAAGUUCGAGAUGGGUGCCAACACUUUUUCCAUAGAACUUGGAGAAGCUAUCAGACUGCCUUUACGACUGCCUGAUGAAACUCCAGGAGAAGGAGAAGGCGGUGGCGGCGACAAAGAAGGCUUAGGAGAAGGAGAAGAAGAAGUGAAAGAUGAAAUGAAACACAUGAAGGAUCUGCUCUUCAAGAUGUGGUAUGAUACCACAAAACCGACGACUAUAUCGUUACUGGUUGGCGAUUACCAUCAGCUCGGGCUUUGGAUGGCAGCAGGGGGUAAAGUGGUGGCCUUCGACCCUGCACCCACUAUGGUCAAGGGUCUGUUGACCUCUCAGAGGAUUAAGAAAGGUGAUGAGCUGAGGCUACAGCGUUUGAAGGAUGAGAUGACUGGCGAAAGCGCUGGCGAUGCAGGAGAUGAAGAUGAAGAAGCCGGCGGCGAGGGUGAAGAGAAGCCAGAGCCAGAAAUUGAAGUGGUGCCGCCGGAGUCAUGUCCAGUGCUCAUCGUGGCCGCUAGUCCUGGAGAGUUUAUCGACAAACUCACUCGGCAAGGCGGUCUGGACCCGAAGCAGUGUAUAGCACCUUACAAGCUGUACCCAGUGAAGGUCAUUAAUGAGUUGACAUCAGUCCUGCGCGAGAAGAGAGGAGGUCCCGUCAAGGAAAAGGCGGAAGGUGAUGAGGAAGGCGGUGGAGCUUCGGAAGAGGUUCUGGUCCCUGCUCUGGAUGACUCUGCUAUGGGCAAGUACAUGGACCGCAUAUCUCGGUCCACUGCGUCGGUCAGAGCCAGACUGGCACAGAACGAGAAUUACUUCAUGGAUCAACCUAACAGGGAUAAUCAGGACGCAGCCAAUGCAGUAAUGGGUAUAGUGGUCCACCACAUAGAGCCUUACAUGUUUUGGAAACCAGAACUCUUGGACGCUGUACUCAAGUACGGAGACAGGCUCUACACGAUGUCUAUAGGGAAUGCAUCAUCACCACCUCAGCUUAAGCCCAAAGAAAUGGUACCAGAAUUCCAUGUCACGAAUUUCAAUGUGAAAUUGGAGAUAGAAGGUGACGUGGCCGGAGGGGACAUCAAGGCAGGCGAGACUGGUAGUGUGAACAGUCUGAAGAAGGCUAUCACUAGUUUCUUCACAUCGCACAAGUACGGUGUUCUAUGCGCAAAAGGCUACUGUGUGGGGAUAUGGAAGGGGUCUGAUGAUAAGUCCUUUGUUAUGUUGGAGCCACACGCCGUAGGUCCAGCUGGGAAGACUUCCCCAGCUGGAGCAGCAGCACUGGUGGUCUUCUCCAACGUCGAGGAGUUGGCAGACACCUUCAGAGCUAACGUCGAAGGUCUCAUGAAACCUGGAGAUAACAAGUUCUAUAUAUCGGCAGUAAAAGUUUUCUGGGAAUUUUCGAAGUUGGCGAGUCCAGUCACUCCUCAGGGAGCCGUGCCUGAUGAGGGAUAUGAGUGGAAGGUCCUCACUGCGUUCGUGGAGACAGCCAGAGGGAGGACCAUUUUGAGAGGGACCAGACCUCCUGAUCUAAUGAAGUUCACAAGGGACGCGUUGCUUCAAUCAGCUUGCGCGGCCAUUGUAGGCGCCGCGAUGUCCCACGUUCGACGUCCGCACCUGUGGACUAGGAAGACGGUGGACGAAGUCAUUUCCGUGGCCUGUCAUCUCUUCACGGCGUCUCUUGGAUCCCUUGGAUAUGAGUUCCGACCUGGUGAAGAUGUUUUGUUACCUUUACAGGUACUAAAACGCUUCGUCCUAGGAGUGAACUACGUUAGAUACGACCUUGAAGAAGUCUUCACAGGGAAAUUGGAACAGAAGGAACCGACACAAAUGACUGUCAGAUGUGCUUUAGAGCGCUUCUUCGAGGCUCAUACCCAUGGCAUCCUAUGGUCGGUGCCCCAUGCUGUAUGUGUGUGGCGCGUGGCUGGAGCCCCAUCGUUCUACAUGUUCGAGCCCCAUGCCUGUGGACCGACGGGACUGCGAGUCGAUGCCAUGGACGACGGUGCUGCUUGCGUCCUAACUUUCACAUCUCCGAAAUUGAUGGCCUUUGCGUAUCUUCAAAAUGUCCCGGUAACUGAACGACCCAAACAUGAUUUCCAACUCUAUGCUAUGUCUAUAACGGUGCAACCGAUUAAGAAAAUGGGAGGAGUCGAGCCUCCGAUAGUGAGGGCACCGCCUGGAGUCAAACUUGUACCUGCUACUAGUAAGGUGGGUAUAGAUGGUAGCAAGCGCAGAGCUGAGGAGAAGGACCGCAAGCAUCCACCAGGAAGCGCCACUUGCAUGGACGCUCAGCGUGCCGCUGAAAAGGCAGACAAGGAACAAACUAAACUGAAAGGUCAGCGUAACACAAGUGGUUGGCUGGUCCUCAACGACGGUACUCAGUUCAUGUCGGCUCAGCACUCGAUAGCCUGCAGGAAGUUCCCGUGUGCUUCUAGAGGAUGCCAGGCCUUAGCAUGCUCAGUAAUGGCAGUGGCUAUGUCUCGAGUCGAGGAUGUGUGCCGCUGGUGCUCGUCCACCCUGGACCAGGUCCUGGAGAGCGGAGACCAGCUGUACCAGGACAGCUACCUACACUUCCAUCCAUCCACUAAGAUAUUAAACAUUGAACAGAUUCUUCGAAAGUUCUAUACACCAGGCAAUUGUGUUUGUCGUGUAGUCGUCUAUAAGUCCAGACACAAGGGUGUCGUUGAUGCCGACCUAGUUGAACAGAUAGGAGAAUUCUUCAGAGAAGAGAAAGCGGGAGUCUUCGUCGCUGGUAAAGGAGACUUUGCUGUGGCAUUGUUCAGGACACCGCGUGGGUAUUACAUGUUUGAUCCGGCUGACCGAGAUCGUUACGGGCGUGCGGUAGCGCCGCCUUGCAUCGGCAGAGCCAGGGCCUGCUUCUCACAAUACCCUAAUGUACAAUGCCUAGCUGAGAAGCUCGGUCCGAACAUACCGCCCACGUGUGAAGUUAAAUUGGAAGAAACACCACGAAGAAUCAGCAAACAGUUAGAGCCCGUUAGUGAAGAUGAAAAAGAGGUAAAAUUCACGGAGCCAUCGUCAUUUUCGAUUUACGGCAUGGAUGUAACUAGUUUACGUAGACUGAAUCAACACGAGCGAUAGAACGGCAAUAAGUCGCUGUCUAUCGGCCAGUUUUAAUAACCUAUGCCUUUAGCCAAACGCCACUUUAGCGCUUGUCUACAGAGAGAGUAGAAAACUAAAUGUAUGGG
Molecule: messenger RNA, 6579 nt
Organism: Spodoptera litura
Lineage: Eukaryota; Metazoa; Arthropoda; Insecta; Lepidoptera; Noctuidae
Source: RefSeq, a predicted model, not a curated record